Blumeria graminis f. sp. triticale is the source of this 1764-nucleotide messenger RNA. Lineage: Eukaryota; Fungi; Ascomycota; Leotiomycetes; Helotiales; Erysiphaceae. The record is from the annotation of a GenBank genome assembly.
AUGAAUCAGAUAGCUCCUCUUUCAAUUGAUGAGACCGCCCUUCAUGAGGCCUCUUCAUGGAUCGCCCAAGAAGCUUCUCAAGUAGCAACUGAGCAACCGACCUUAGAGGCCGCACUAAGCAAACCUGAUACAUCAGCUCAAGAAACUGCACAUGAAGCUUUUAAAAAUCCCAUGAUUGAAAGAAUACAAGAAAUCAAUCAGGAAACAACAAAUGCGAUCAACGAAAAAGUUACUAUGGAAGUAGCUGAGAAAGAUACCCAGAGCAUUUCAGAAAUACCCGCUGCCGGAUCUCCUCAAAAGUUUUUUCAUUUAGCUGCUGAACAAAUAACUUCAAAAGUCGCAAAAAGUGAGGUGCAGAUCUUAUCUCAGGAAAUUAUACAAGAAGCCUCUGAAACAUUAAUCGAAGAUGUUUUUCAAGAGCCCUCCGAGCUAGUUACGGAAAAAUUAAUUCCAAAAAUUGCCCAAGAAACCUUUGAGGAAGCCAUCGAAGUGAUAUCGCCAGAAGCUCCUCUGGAAAAUCUCCAAAUAAAUGUGGAAAAUUCAGUGCAUGAAGACAAACAGGAAGUUUCACAAGUACUAGCAAAAGAAAAAUUAAAAGAAAACUCUCGAGAUGCCUUUCCAGCGACUAUCGAAGAAACCGCUCAAGAAAUUACCCAAGAACGCACGGAAGAUAUUAUAUUAGAAGUUUCACAGGAACCAUCCCAAAUUACUACCGAAAAAAUUAGUCCAGAUACCGCGGAAAGUGAACCUCAGGAUUUAUCUCAUGAAAAUAUACAGGAAGAUUCUCAAGUAAUUACCGAAAAUUCAACAGAUGAAGACACUCAGAAAGUUCCACAGCUGAACACUGGAGAUAUUGAUCGGAAAGUCUCACAGGAACCAUCACAACUACUCGCAAAAGACAAAUUGAAAGAGACUAUCCAGGACAGAUUUAGCGUAGACAUCGAAGGAACAACUUCAAUAAUUGCAUCCAGUCACAUACAGGGUAUUCCUCAGGAAACUGUUCAAGAAAAUACCCAAAUAGCAGCUGAGGAAAUUAAAACCGAAAUUUCUCAUGCAGAUAUUCCAAUUGUAAGCGACAGUAAACCUAGCGAAGCACGACGGCAAAGUCGCGUAGUUGAAGAGAAAAAGCGAGGGCAGCGACUCUUUGGUGGGCUACUUAGCACCCUAAGUCAAAGUUCGCCAAAUGGACAGCAAAGACGAAGGCUUGAAAUUGAAAAACGUCAAUUGGAACGGGCUAAGAUUCGGAAGGUGCAGGAUAAUGUUAACAAGGUAGAACGCAUUGCCAAACUAAAUGCAGCUCGUAUCAAAGAGCAAUCUAAAUUCAAAAAAGAAUCAUUUCAAAUACAAAAAUCCAACAUGCUCGCCAUGGCAAACUUUUUGUGCACCAAGACUGAGCCAAAAUUGUAUUAUAAGCCAUGGGAAUUACUUCCUGAACAAGAAGAGGAAAUCAAAUCUCAGAUUGCGUCUACUUCGGCUAAAUUUAAAGGAUCUGAAUCUAGUAAGGAUGGCAAUGAUCAAGUAAGACUGAAUGAUGGCGAAAAAUUGAACGAAAGUUCCAUGGAGUUAGUGGGUGAACCCCAUACCGAGCCUCCAAACAUCGCUGUUGUUGCUGACGCUCAUAAUGCUGCUACCUCCGUAAUUCCACCCACUACUAAUGAUAUUGUUGAUUAUCCCAACAAAGAUUCAAAAGCUGAGGAAAGGGAACGAGAGGAGCACAACUGUGAGGUGAUGGUAGAGAAUGAAGAAGAUACAGUAAUCUACUAA